GCAGCGGCGCAGCGGGCGCCGCCUGGGGGUGCCAGGCCAAGCAGAGGCCGCCGAGGCGGAGGCCCGCACGCGUAGCCAGUCCGGGGCGCUGCGGGAAGAUGGAGGCGGCGCGGCCCGCGGAGGAGGCCGAGGAGCCGCCCAAAGAGGCCCGAGUCGUCGGCUCCGAGCUGGUGGAGAACUACACGGUAUAUAUUAUUCAAGUCAGUGUUGGAAGUCAUCAGUGGACAGUCAAACAUCGUUACAGUGACUUCCAUGACCUACACGAAAAGCUUGUUUCAGAAAAGAAAAUAGAUAAAAACCUGUUGCCUCCCAAGAAAAUUAUUGGGAAAAAUUCUAAAACCUUGGUGGAAAAAAGACAGAAGGAAUUAGAAAUUUACCUGCAAACACUUCUGAUCAAGUUCCCUAUGGCUGCACCCAAAGUAUUAUCAUGCUUCUUACAUUUUCAUCUAUAUGAAAUCAACGGGAUCACAGCUGGAUUGGCUGAAGAGCUCUUUCACAGAGGAGAACAAUUGUUAAUGGCUGGGGAAGUCUUCAGCAUUAGACCAUUGCAGUUAUAUGCUAUCACGCAACAGCUGAGACAGGGGAAACCUACGUGUGCUAAUGGAGAUGCCAAAACAGAUCUAGGUCAUGUCCUAGAUUUCACAUGUAGGCUAAAAUAUUUAAAGGUGACUGGCACAGAGGGACCUUUUGGGAACAGCAACAUUCAUGAUAGUUUGUUACCUUUUGAUCUUUCAAUUUUUAAAUCUCUUCAUCAAAUAGAGAUAAGUCACUGUGGUGCAAAGCUUAUUAAAGGGCUGACUUCAUCAAAGCACACUCUAGCCACCAUGAGCGUUCGAUUUUCAGCAACAUCAAUGAAAGAAAUCCUAGUGCCUGAAGCUUCUGAAUUUGACCAUUGGGAGCCAGAGGGUGCACUUUCAAGUGGUCCAGUAACAGCCAUUAUUCCAACUUGGAGGUCUUUAACAACUUUAGAUAUGAGUCACAAUGGUAUCUCUCAGAUCGAUGAUUCAGUGAAACUAAUUCCGAAGAUUGAAUUUUUAGAUCUGAGUCACAAUGGUGUGUCACUGGUAGAAAAUUUACAGCAUCUCUACAACCUUGUUCAUCUGGACCUGUCCUACAACAAGCUUAUAUCAUUAGAAGGUGUUCAUAUAAAACUUGGAAACAUCAAAACUUUGAAUUUAGCAGGAAACCUCCUGGAAAGUCUAUGUGGUCUUAACAAACUAUACUCUCUCGUCAACUUGGAUCUUAGUAACAACAAAAUAGAACAGAUUGAUGAAAUAAGGAAUAUAGGAAGCCUUCCAUGCCUAGAGAAGGUGGUAUUAUCCAACAAUCCUUUGAGCAUCAUUCCUGAUUACAGGACCAAAGUACUAGCUCAGUUUGGGGACAGAGCCUCAGAGGUCUGUUUGGAUAAUGUUAUUACCACAGAAAAAGAACUUGAUACUGUAGAGGUGCUGAAAGCUAUACAAAAAGCAAAGGAGGCCAAAUACAAACUGAACAAUUCUGACAAAAAGAUCAGUGAGGACCACAGGCACAUUGCUGCCAGCUCCAAAACAAACUGUACUUCUUUUACUGUUCAUCCUUCCUCUCCUUCUCUGCCUCAUCCUGUCAACUCCAGCCAAGAAAUAACUUUCAGAGAAACAGCCCUAGCCAGCAGCUUGUUGCAGUCCAGUAGUUUGACUCCACCAGAACAUACAGUUCCCCAGAGAUGCUUUGAAAUACCAGACUCUAGAUUUAGAAGUCAGGCACCUACUUCUCUCUUGGACUCAUCCAAAGAAUAUGGAAAAGAUCAUCACAUGUGUUUGGACCAUUUAGAGGAGGAAUGUUAUGUGGUGCCUGACCCACAUAACACCAUCAUCCUGCCUUUUACUUGCAUGUCCUAUACCACCAACAACCAGGAUUUUAUCCAGCACCUUUCUGUCUUGAUAAGACAAGCAAUUCAGAAAUCACCCCAUUCCUCUACAAAAACAGAAAGCGAAGGGAAUCUUGUGAGUAAUUUCAGAACAACAGACACUGAAGAUGGCUAUUUUGAAAUGGGACUUCAUGGAAGAGACCAAACUUUUGAAUUUAGCACUACUUCAGAUUCUUCAGCUUUUGAUAGCACAGCAGCAGAAAGCACUGAUGUAGUAAAAAUUCUCUGGAAUUUUUGUAUUCAGGUUCAUAAAGGACUCAGGCAGUUUGCCUCUUGUUUGGUUUUGACUGAUAGUGUAAUAGCUGUGUUUGAGAUUCCUCAUCAUGGUUUGAAAGGACAUUGUCAGCAUAUCCCUUCUGCCUUGAAGCUAGCACUGUGUUUCCCAUAUACUGAUCUCUCAGAAUUUGGCUUUCUCAUGCCCGAAAUAUGUUUAACACUGAAACUGAAAAACAGUGACAACUGCCUGUUUAUCAUUUCAGACUCCCAAAAUCUUCAAGAUUUCUAUUCCUGCUUACAUACAUGUUGCUCUCAACACUGCAUGUCAAUGUUAUCAAGUUCCUCACUAUAUUGUAACAAAACAAGCCUGCAAGAAUUUGUCCACCAACUCAUGGGGUUUUAUCACAUUUCAUCAGAUGACACUGAGAUAAAAGGCUGCUUUCCAGCAUAUCUUGUUUACAGUAAUAAAACUGACGUUCUAAAAACCUUACGUCAACCAGACUUGGUAGGUGAUAACAAAGCGUGGUCUAAAUAUGUUUUGUGUUCUGCAUUUUAUUCCACGUUGUGUAAAAGUGCUGAACAGAGUCACUAUGUGUUCCAUCCUUGCUGGAUAUUUCUAACACCACAGCAUUUGCACAUAGUAAAGGUUGACUUCCAUGGACUUCCUGGUAAAUCCAUAAACUCUGAAGAUGCAAAAAAUGUAUUCAAACUGAGCAGGAUUCCACUAGCUUCAGUUGUGUUGCAUCCUACUGGUCAUUCCAUCCAGCAGAAAGGUUCAUUUUCAGAUGGACAUGUGUUGGAGUUACGUAUUGGAUACAGAUUUGUUACAGCAGUUUUUGUUCUACCUCAUGAGAAGUUCCAUUUUCUAAGAACCUACAGUCUCUUAAGAACACUUCUGCAGGAAAUUAAGACAAUAAUUAUUUUCAAAGCUUCAAACAUGUUGGAAUCUGUAAGGAAUCAUCUCUUAGAUUCAGACAACUAUAGCCAGAGAGCAAGUGUGCUACAGAUGUCUUCCACCCGCUGUGCUGUCACCUCUGGAUUCUUGAAUAACACUGCCAUUCCAGCUGCUUUGUUCCCAUGGGUCCUGUGAUGCACCAGGAUGGUCCCCAUCUCCACCUCUUCUCAAGGCAUUUAUAAAUCCUCUCCCCUGAUAUCCAACAUUCUUGUUAGGCAGAUUGUUUCCCUUUAUUUGGUUUUAACAUUGGUUUGAUCUGUUUCCAUCUUUUCCUUGUUAGUAUGCUCCUGAUAUUAAUUAGGGUUACUGUGCAUCUGGGUUUUCCAAGACAUGUCUUCUUUUUGUAUCCUUUGAUCUCUGUCCGGGGAAUUUUUUAAAAUCUGAACAAAUGUCUAGGAUUCUGCUCUGCUCUGCUCUGUUCUGCUGACGGGAGCUGGGGGAGAGUGAUUGGAGGCAGGGACACUAUGUGUGAGUGCACAUGCAAAUGCACAUGGCCGGCAGGCAUGCAGGCAGGGUGGUGGGAGCAGCUUUGGCAGCUGGAUGCAGGUAAGUAUAUGAGGGGACAGAAUUAGAGGGCCAGGGCUUGGGGACUGUCCAGGGAUUGUGUGUGGAAGGGUUGGGUGGGGGUUGGCAGUGCCUGGUGAUGGGGAAGUUGUCUGGACACCAGGGCUGUGGCAGGGCAGGAGAGCUGGGGGCAGGUGCCUGCCCAUCCAGUAGGGGAAGGUGGGGAUGCCCUUCAGGAGCAAUGGGGAGUUCUGUGUCCAGGCUGGUACCCAUGCUUGGAGGGGCAGAGCAUCCAGGAGAUGCUGCCCAAGAGAGAGGGACAGGCAUGGCCAGGCCACCUGGCACAGCAUGGGAACCCCAGCCCAGGGCAGCAGGUGCCACAAGUCUCCCCUCUUUCUCCCUCCACCCGGGCUGGGGCCAGACUCACUCUGCGACCACCUGAACAAAUCAAAGUAUCUGCACUAUGGCCCGGUUGGGAUAGGGACAGCUGGAGGCUCCCUCCAGUGGGGCUGUGGGGAGCCAGGGGCCUGCAGGUCAGGAGUGAGGCGCACUGGCAGGGCCAGGGGUUUGCAGGUUGAGAAUGAGGGUCAGCAUCAGGGAUGGGGUGGUGUGGUUUGGGAGUGAGGGGCACCAGCAUAACCCAUGGGGACGAGGCACUGUGGGUCUGGAGUGAGGGGCACUGGCAGGGCCAGGGGGCUGUGGGUUGGGAAUGAGGUGUCCACCCCCCCAACAGGUGUCCUUUUUUUGCAACUGAAAAUAUGGUAACCCUACAUUAAUAGAUGCUAUCCUAUCAUCAGUGUUGCCAUUGUGCUUGUUUUAAAGAGUGCUCCAGUCCCUUUAAGGUUCCUGGGCACUGCUACUCCCCUUGGUGAACUCUUUCCCCAUCUUCCCCCCCACCUCAAGCAAGCUGCCUGACUGCCUUUGCAUUCAGAAAGCCAGUGGUGACACAUAGGAGGUGCACGUGCACCCCCUGAGACUGCUGGUGCACCCCCUGACCGGCCGCGCUCGCUGCUUAGGCAAUGGGAGGAGGGGGGGCAGGCUGGAGCACCAGUGCCCCCCCUGCAAGUGCUGGCCAGUUUACAGCCAUUCCCAGAAGUGGCCACAGCCACUCCCAGAAGCGGCUGCAGCGAUCGCCUCAGUGGGAUUGACUGCAGGGGAGCCCCCCCGGUCAGCAAGACUGUGGGGGGGGGCGGCACUUGCCGCAAGCCUUCCAUUUUCCCACCUCCACCAGACUCUCCAGGCUGGAGCCCAGGGGAGUUAAUGGCAGGAAGCUGCUCUCUGGCUCAGAUUCAUUCUCCCAUUUUCAGGUUUCCUUUUCCUUAUGUUCUUUCCCUGUGUUGUCUUCCUUUUCCUCUGACUUAUGGGCUCUUUUAUUUGUUCCACCUCCAUUUCUUGUUCGAUUUCUUCUCUCUCCCACCCUUCUCCAUGUCUUGGUCUCUCUUGCUUCCCCCUCCUUUUCCUGUUUCUUCCUGAGCCCCCUCAAUUUUAGAUAUUACACUCCCCUUUAUCCUUUCCUCUCUCCUGCAGGGUCUCAUCCAACAUUUCUAGUUCACUCUCGCCCUCCUCUUCCCCUCACUGUCCCUUUUUGUUUCAUGCUGUUCCUCAGGGGGUUUGACUUUGUCUAGAUAGGCUUUGGAACACCUGCAGAAUAGGUGUCCCACCCCCCACAGCUACUGCAUUUUAGGGACUCCUGGCACUCUGCAGAUCUGUGUCCCUUCCUUUCACAGCUGCAACACACCAGGAGGAGACAGUGUGCCAACAGGUGCACCUCCUUGCCACAUUUGCUACAUUGCUUUGGUUGCCCAUGGUAUAUUAUAAAACCCCAGUGGAAUCCCAGUUGGAUCACAGCUGGGAGCUGCUGCACCCUACCUGCAUGCUUUCAACACAGCUUGUGCCCUCUGUGACCCUGUCCAAAAACUGUAUUUGUCCCACACCUUCUUUACAUAAAAGUUCAAGGCACAAGCAAACAUUGUUUUCUCUGCUGGGGCUCAGCCCACUGAAAUAUAUGAUAAUCAUGAGCCUUUUGGCUUUGGACUAAUGCCAUACAUAGUUUGUAGCAUAUAUAAGUAGGUACAGAAGUGUUGCAUAAAAGAGUGUUUAUGGAGUACCUGUGCUAAAACUAGCAGUAGUUUCAAAAAUGUAAUAUGUAUCAAUUCUGGAUGAAGUUAAGUCUAUGGGUACUAUAUGCAAAUUACUGCAGGCAUGUUUAUUUCAAGGUCACUGUUUUCAAAUUUGCCCUCACUUCCACAUGCUCAGGGAGAACAGGGUUUGAUGAUAAAAAGGGGGCAGGGGCUUCAAGGGGAAGAAGCUGGGGGGAGGAUAAUAAAUUUAUUUUCCCUGCUGUAGAAGUGGGAGGUGGACAAAUUCCAGGCCAGCUUCCAAUAAUUAAGAGUCUGUCCCUGAAAAAUUAUAAUGCAUUAUAAAUUUUCCUUAUAUUCAGGGUGAUCUUAUCUUUGAGGAAAUAUGGUAACUAAAUGGAGGCCCACUGCUAUGAAAAUCAUAAGAGUUUAUUCACAACUACUGAAUGAAAUGGAAAACAUUUAACAUUGCUUAGGAGGUGGGAGUUGGGACUGUUUCUGCUUAUCAGUUUGCAUGAUGAUUUUUGAUCUCUUAUGUCUCCUAGCUUUUGCAAGCCUCAUUUGACCCUGUCAUCUGUAUAUCCAUCUGAAUUCUUGAUGCAGAAAAUUACAGAAGAUAACCAAAUUC
Messenger RNA from Alligator mississippiensis (American alligator), 6287 nucleotides. It is a transcript of the gene NISCH, whose product is annotated as nischarin. The record is from RefSeq and is a predicted model, not a curated record. Lineage: Eukaryota; Metazoa; Chordata; Crocodylia; Alligatoridae. The coding region runs from base 99 to 3212 and encodes 1037 amino acids. Gene Ontology annotation, cellular component: cytoplasm. Gene Ontology annotation, molecular function: phosphatidylinositol binding; integrin binding; protein kinase binding. The transcript is spliced from 17 exons.